AUGUCCGUCUCCCGCAGCACUGCCGAUGCAGCCCUGGAGCCGCCACACCGGCGUGCAUUCAUCGGCAAUGCCUCCAAUUUCUGGCUCCACUCAACACGUACGGGCUUCGACUUAACCCGCUCAGCGAAGGACCAAUCCGAUGAGCUUACCUCUCCGCGCGUCCGCAUCGAGACCACUACAACCCCGAUCACGCUGUCAUCUGCAAAGACCGCGCUGGUUAUAAUCGACAUGCAGAACUUCUUCCUCUCGCCUGGAUUCGGCCGCUCCAGGGGCGCAGGCCACGCUGCGGCGGAAAAGCUGCUGGAGUAUGCUAUCCCUGCGGCACGCAAGGCGGGUAUUCAGAUCAUCUGGCUCAAUUGGGGUCUCAGUGAGGAGGACUUGCGAACUAUACCACCAGCUGCGAAGCGAGCUUUUGGCUUUGAAGCUGUUCCAGAUGACGAAGUUGAUGGCGGUGGUGAAGCUGGAGAUAUUCCGGCUAUCAGUUGCAAAAGAGAGGCUGUUGCGGAGAAGCCGGAGAGCAUCACUGCUGACAGGCACAACGAUGUCCGCCGUAAAGAGAGGAAUCGGCUCCUAGAGAAUGGAAAAGACGGCAGGAUCUACAAGGGCCUCGGCGCACCCUGCGGCAUCCUAAUACUCCCCGAUACUGGCAAGACAGUCGAUGCCGGACGGUUGUUGAUGCGAGACACCUGGAACGCCGCACUUUACGCACCGCUUACCGCUGCUUACGAAGAGGGCUCCAAGUUGUCCUACAAAUCCGAUGUAUGGAUCCACAAGGACCGGCUGUCCGGCCUCUGGGGCGCCAGUACCCCAUGUCAGGAAUUUCUCGAGGAGCAGGGUAUCAAGAGCCUGCUGUUUGCGGGCGUCAACACCGACCAGUGUGUUAGCGGCACGGUCACGGAUGCAUUCAACAAGGGGUAUGACUGCGUGCUGCUUAGCGAUGGGUGCGGUACUACAUCGCCGAGCUACGCUCAGCAGUGCAUUGAGUUCAAUGUGGCAAAGACGUUGGGGUUCGUUACUUCCUGUCGACAGUUUGCAGAAGGCGUAGAGCAGCUGGGUCUGUGA
Messenger RNA from Coniosporium apollinis CBS 100218, 1062 nucleotides. RefSeq lists its product as uncharacterized. The coding region runs from base 1 to 1062 and encodes 353 amino acids. The record is from RefSeq and is a predicted model, not a curated record. The transcript has a single exon. Lineage: Eukaryota; Fungi; Ascomycota; Dothideomycetes.